Messenger RNA from Centropristis striata (black sea bass), 3022 nucleotides. RefSeq names its product decapping mRNA 2 (gene dcp2). Gene Ontology annotation, biological process: deadenylation-dependent decapping of nuclear-transcribed mRNA; nuclear-transcribed mRNA catabolic process, nonsense-mediated decay. Lineage: Eukaryota; Metazoa; Chordata; Actinopteri; Perciformes; Serranidae. The record is from RefSeq and is a predicted model, not a curated record. Bases 204 to 1394 code for a protein of 396 amino acids. The transcript has 11 exons. Gene Ontology annotation, molecular function: manganese ion binding; RNA binding; 5'-(N(7)-methylguanosine 5'-triphospho)-[mRNA] hydrolase activity. Gene Ontology annotation, cellular component: P-body; cytoplasm.
AAGAAGAAGCAGAAGAAGAAGAAGACUUGGAAGAAAAAAGAAGAAGAAGAACUACAUAAACAAUAGACACUUUCUAGUUCCUUGUUGUGGAUUAUUGUGAUAGUUUUCGGGGAGCUGUUUGCGGGGCUCCACUGAUUGGAGAUGUGGCUGUAGUUUGCUGCUCUUAUGGCUUUAGCAGCAGCAUGUUUUGACACAGAAUCAGGAUGUUUUCGACCAACAUGGAAACAAAAAGAGUGGAUAUCCCCACCGGUGUACUGGACGACCUUUGCAGCCGGUUCAUUCUGCACAUCCCAAGUGAGGAGAGGGACAAUGCUAUCCGGGUGUGCUUCCAGAUUGAGCUGGCCCACUGGUUCUACCUGGACUUCUGCAUGCAGAACACCCCAGGAGCUCCUCACUGUGGAAUAAGAGACUUCGCCAAAGCAGUGUUCCAUCACUGUCCCUUUCUUUUGCCCCAUGGAGAGGACGUUCAGAAGAUCCUGGAACAGUGGAAGGAGUACAAGAUGGGUGUCCCUACUUAUGGGGCAAUCAUCCUAGAUGAAGCACUAGAGAAUGCACUGCUUGUUCAGGGCUACCUUGCAAAGUCAGGCUGGGGAUUUCCAAAGGGGAAAGUGAAUGAGGAUGAAGCUCCUCAUGACUGUGCAGUUCGUGAAGUGAUGGAGGAGACGGGUUUUGACAUCAAGAAUCGUAUCUGCAAAGACAUGUACAUAGAGCAGAAAAUCACUGACCAGGUAGUACGGCUCUACAUCAUACCAGGAGUGUCAAAGGACACCAAAUUCAACCCCAAAACAAGGAAAGAAAUCAGGAACAUCGAAUGGUUUCCUAUUGAGAAGCUGCCAUGUCACAGGAAUGACAUGACCCCAAAGUCUAAACUUGGACUUGCACCAAACAGGUUUUUCAUGGCCAUUCCAUUCAUAAGACCGCUGCGAGAAUGGAUCAGCAAGCUGAAAGGCGAGUCAACGGACAGCGAUGAGGACAGCAAUACUCCAGGCAAACCUUCAGACAACGCUCGGUCAAAAUCCCACCGCCUCACUGAUGGAUUCCCAGGAGACGGCUGGACAAAACACAAGCAGCAGAAGGCUCUGAGCCAGCUGAGCCAGUAUGAGCUCAACCAGAACCCAAAUGUGAAGGGAAAUGGUAAGAAGGACUCAUCUUAUGUAAAGAAAGGAGCCAAUGACAAUGGAGCCAGCAACCAGCAGAUGAAAACCAUAUUAAAAGAAGAUAAAAGACUGCAACCCAGAAGACUACAAGACAGUUUUGAGAGAGAGUUGGCUCCGGGCAGCUCCAACGGUCACCAGACACUCCAGAGCAGAGACUCUGAGCACCUGCUGUCCUCCAAGGCUUUCCUUAAUUUCAGAUUUGACAGAGAUGCCAUCAUGAAAUGUUUUGACUACUGACAUGGCUGAUGAAGCUCUGUGCCUAUCAGCAUCAAACAGACUGUCUUAUCUUGUAGUCCAGACAAGGAUGUUACUGCCCUUUUCCUUCUUGCUUGUCAUGAACACACAUAGGGGAGUCGCUCUUCUUUUCUCAUCCAACAAAUCAGCUUAAAGGGAUGUUCACCUAACAUCCAUCUGUCCAAGGUGGAAUCCUAACUUGUUCUUUGAAUACCUAAAUUCACAAUUCAGUCUGUGGGAGACAACACACAGAUCAUGGAGAGGACUGCUCUAAAAGGUUUUGAGAACAUAAUGGAUUCUAAGCACAUACGAGUUGUUACAGUAAUAUGCUAAAAGAAAACAAAGUCUGUGAUAUGUUAUUGCUCAUGUUAUAUACUGAUUUUAAGAGGUAAUAAUUUUGGUCUUAAUCAUUUUCUCCAUUUCCUUUAUUACCAAAAUUACAUCAAAUUUUAUCCAGGAACAUAGAAUAUAAUGAUUAAUUUAAUCAAUAAAAAAGUAUCUUGGGAAUGGGAGAAAAAGUGGGCUUCACCUGUGCGAGUUGCACCUCUUUCAAUACACUUUUCACUUUGUUGUAUGGAAUUCUGUGGCUGCCAAUAUUAAGAUGAAUUCACAAGAUUCAUUUGAAAAAUUGAUAAUCGGGCCAGAAAAAUUCCAAAUUGAAAUGAAAUUGGCAUAUAACUUUCAUUAUACUCCAAAGUGUAAAUAUAUCUCACUGAUGUGACAAAAAGAUAAUAAAUUAAUUGGUUGACAGGUUGCAGCCUUCUUGGUAAUUGCAAUUCCAAUUGAAAUGCAAAUAGAAUACUGUAUUCUCAAAUAUGCACAAAAUGGACAACAUGAACCUAAAAAUGAAAUUGCAAACCAAAGUCAAUUUCACAUUCUGUAUUUCACAUUGACUUUCAUUCAUAUCUUGGUGGUGUUGUGUCCAGCAGCACACUGAAACACUGGUCUAUGUAGUUUUCAUUGCCAGUGUGAUUUUGACAGUAAUUGUGCAUUUUAUAUCAUAUGUGAAAACUGGAUUUUAACAUUUUAAGUAUGCCCACACAAAAGGAUAAUACAUCUAAUUUUCAUAGUUUUACCCACAAACUUCCAUAAAUAGAUGUGAUUUGCCUUAAAGUGACACACAUCCCUGUUGUGUAUUUGUCGGUUUUUAGCAAUCCAGGCUGUUCUUCCCUGCAGAUUUCAGGGUUUACACGUUUAAAUUCAUGUUGAGGUUUUGUAGAUCAGAAGUUUUCAACCAUGUUCUUCAUGAUACACGUGUUAGAUGCUAUAGUGUUUUGUUGAUACACUUUAGUAGCUAACAGACACUUGAGUUUUGUGCAUGCUGGAGGGACCAUUGCGUUAGACUACUGUGAGUUAUUCUCCCAAAGGGCUACAUUAAAGGAUUUCUUGCCACUAGAGCUGAAAACAUUAACAAAGGCCAUUUUUAUUGAUGUUCAACCCACAGUCAAACAAUUUAUAUUUUUUCAGGGGAUUAUCUUAUACGUACUUGUGAGAUAACUAAAUCUGGAUGUGAGCUCUCUUUUUUUUGUGAUUUUCACCGGGGGUUCUUUGUCAGGAAUACAGAUGGUGAUCUCAAGUUGUCUAGUCUUUUGACAUAAAAUGUGAAUAUUAAUAAAGUCUGUUUUUUCCAC